This is a messenger RNA of Naegleria lovaniensis, 3558 nucleotides long. RefSeq lists its product as uncharacterized. Lineage: Eukaryota; Heterolobosea; Eutetramitea; Acrasida; Naegleriidae. The transcript has 6 exons. Gene Ontology annotation, molecular function: small GTPase binding; nuclear export signal receptor activity; RNA binding. Gene Ontology annotation, biological process: RNA export from nucleus; protein export from nucleus. The record is from RefSeq and is a predicted model, not a curated record. The coding region runs from base 1 to 3558 and encodes 1185 amino acids. Gene Ontology annotation, cellular component: nucleus; cytoplasm; RNA nuclear export complex.
AUGUUGAGCAAUUUUGGCCAGCAGCAACAAGCAAGUGUGCCCAACAGCAACACCAUGUCGCAAGACCCAACUUAUCAAUUGUUGUUGCAAGCGAUUCAGGUGAUUCAUAAUCCUGUAUCACCACCACAACAAAGAAUGGAGGCUCAACAGUAUGUGGAGCAAUUUAAACAAACGAAUCAGAAUAAGAUUGAAUAUUGUUGGACUUUCAUUGUAGAUAGUCAGCCUGAAGAGGUCAGACACUUCGGGUUACAAGUUUUGCAUUAUAUUGUAACGAAAGAAUGGCCAGCAGUGCAAGCAAAUUAUCAAACAACUCAAACAAGGUCUAGAAUAUCUCAAUUGUUAUUGGAAUAUGCAGCCCGAGGAACCAAACACAUGCUUGAAGAAAAGCUCUUUAUCAAAGAAAAAUUGGCAUCUAUUUUUUCGUCAAUAAUUGAAUUAACAUGGCCUAAAAUCUUGCCUGAAAUUUUAGAAAAUGUUUUGAAAUUGACAUCGUUAGGUGAAACUCAAUGUGAAAUUGCAAUUUUCGCUUUGAGGUCCUUGGCACAAGAUUUAACAAGUGAUUUCUCAACAGACAUGUCUCCAAAUAAGAGAAGAGAACUCAUAGAAAAAUUGCAACCCAAAAUUCCUGACAUUUUCUCUAUGGCCUUUGGAUUGUUUGAUGCUGCUUUCGGAGCGUACAAGGCAAGAGCAGACCAAAAGUCAUACAUGAUAAAUCAAAAAUUAUUAAGAGCCCUUUUGGAUAUGAGCUUGGCAUUUGUUAGCGACUGGCUUGAUCCAGCUCAUUUCUUCAAUCACAAUAUUAUUGAUAUUUGGAUUAGCUUAUUACAUGUGGAUGAAUUUAAGAUGGAUGCCGGACAGUGCUUGAUAUCGUUUGUGGAUGUAUCGUGGGGAACUAAAAAAGAGGUGAACAUGGCUAACCACAUGUCCUUACUUUUAUCAAAAUUAUGCGAGAAUACUAGGGCUAUUUUAAGCAAGGCCAAUCCCAAUAAUCUUGAAGAUGAAUAUGAAUUCCACAAAGUUCUCUCUAAACUAUUUGUCACAUUCUCACAAAAACAACUCAAAUAUUUAAACGAAAGACAUACAGAAAUUGUGGACAAUUUUUUGACGGUUGUUUUGGAAUUUGACAAACACCCAUCAAUUGUAAUUUUCAAUGAUACUCUCAUAGUUUGGAACGGGCUUCUAAGCAAUCCAAAGAUUCCAUUCAGCAACGCACCAUUCCUUGGCAAAUAUUUUGAACCAUUACUCCAAGUGACUAGAAUGAAGAUUACAAAAGAAAUUGGAAACCCAGACGUCGAUAGAUUUGAGAACAACCUCACUCAUCAAUUGAGUUUGAUUGAUUUUGAAGAUAAAAAAGAAUACUAUCAUGUUCAUGGCUCCAUGAGAAGCCAAGCUAGAUCUCUCAUCCAAUACAUCACUCAAAGAGUUCCAUUUGAAACUGUAAAAUUUGCUACUUUGGAAGUUGAGCAAGCUCUUAAACUCAACACACCUAGUCCAAAAGAUGAUAAGGGACCUAAUGGAUACUGUAGCGUUUUUAGCGAUGCUUAUCUUAUGUGGGAGUCUGCUGUCACGUUCUAUGAGUGGGUUAUUGAAUCAGUAACAAACGAUAAGGUUUCAGCAGAUGAACGAAUUAUUGAGGCAGAGAUGUAUCUACUUGGGCUUUGUCUUCAAUUUUCAACAGAAGAUGCACUAAUUCAAACCAUAUUUGUGAGACUGUUCAAAUCUUUUUCUCAUCUCAAUAAGAGAAAUAAGGAGUCUUUGUCUGCAAUAGCCACAAAUUUGUUCAAACAAAUGCAAUUUCGUCCUUCCAAGGAGGUAGGAAAAGCAGUUGAAGAGUUAACCGAAGAUACUUCUACUGCCAGACAGAAAGCACAUACCACCUUCAUUAGUUUAUGCCAAGCAAACGCAAAAGAUUUACCAGAAUAUUUAAAGCAAUUUGUGGAUCAAGCUGAACAAUUGUGGGCUAAGAAAGAAAUUCUAAGUAACGAAUUGAUUUUGAUGUACGAGGCCUUUGUUGUUAUUAGCAACGAAUGGAAAGAUUUGAACCAACAAUGCCAAUUUUUAGAUUAUUUAUUGAGCCCAUUGAUCAACGAACUGAAUUCCAAUUUGUAUAGAGAAGUGUGUGGGUCUGUAGAGUUACUUUACAAGUCGGCAGGAAUUAUUCCAGAGCCAAACCAAGAAACAAAAACCAAGCUUGAAGAAAUCAAGGGUAGAAUUUUCCACAUUCUUACAACGGUUACUAGCUUGGCAGCAAGAAUGCCUGAAAAUCCACAAGAUAUGGGAAUGGUCGAUCCACAGACAAAAGAAAUCAAAUAUCCUAUCUCAGCAUAUAUUUUAGAAGUAUUACCAAACGUUCUUUCUCUCAUACGAACAAUUCAUAUGUGCUAUACACCUCAGGGACAGCAAUUAGUUCCUGAGCAAGUGCGAAAGUAUAUUUUACAUAUUGGAAUUGAUGAACAAUAUAUGGCUAAGGGAGAGCAAUUUGUUGCUUCUAAAGUAACGCAGGAACAAUAUGCUGUACACAAGGUUCACUAUUUUGUCACAAAUCUGAGAAGAUUAUCCUAUUUAUUGCUAGGUCAAGCUGGUAAAUAUUGCGAGAAAGCUCGUUUUUGGGGAAAUCCGCAGCUGUUCCAAAUGUUAUCAGAAUCUGUUUUUUCCUUCAUGGAGUUUGUAACUGUUAGAGAUUUAUCGGUAUUGACAUCUAACUUCUUUUCGACCUUCUUUGACUCUUGUCCUGCAGAAUUGCAUAACACUCUCCUUCUUGAAAUAUUGAAGCCACUUUUAUCACUAAUGACCGCUCGAAUUGAGCAAGCACAAAAUGAGAUUUGCGAUAAAGCAGGUGGCCAACGUGGUGGCGAUGAAGGUGUACUCGAUGAAAUUGUGAAAGAAAAGCAUCUCAAAGAAUUAUGCUCAGUGUUGGUGAACAUUUUCUUGAGGGCCACCAAUUCCAUCAGAAUUUCAAAGGAUAAUCUCAAGCCAAAAGCAGACGUUAUUUGCACAUUUAUAAUUUCUAGCUCUGAUCUCAUUGGUUUAAUGGUGAUGCUCUUCUGCAAAAUUAUAGCAGCCAUGUUAGAUCCUACAAGUGUUGUGAAGUGUGUCAUUAUUUGUGACAGAAUUAUUCGAUACCUUAGUCACACACAACUUCAAAACUAUGCUAAUUUAUUUGCAGGAGAGUUAUUCUUUUCUCUGAUCAAAUCAUUAAUGACCACUGUGGACGAACAAUUGCAAGAUUCAAUCAUCUCCUUAAUUUCGUAUAGUUAUGCCUCACUUCGAAAAAAGACUAAUAUCAUGAAAGAUAUUUUGAUUCAAGUUCCAACAUUGACACCACAAAAAGUGAAACACUUUGAUGAUGUUUUCACUCAAACACAAGAUGAAAAAGAACGAAAGAAGAAGGCAAAAGCACUCUUCUCAGGUGUGUGUGGAAUGAACAAGGGAGCACCAUCCAAAACAAAGUCAGUUCUUGCCGUAAAUCAACAGCCACAAUCUGAAAAGAAGAAUGCCAAAAAGACAUCCUUCCUUGAUGAUGCCACUGUUUCUAAACUUGGAGACUUGUUCAAAUAA